Messenger RNA from Enterobius vermicularis (human pinworm), 453 nucleotides. The record is from the annotation of a GenBank genome assembly. NCBI's taxonomy places the organism in Eukaryota, Metazoa, Nematoda, Chromadorea, Rhabditida, Oxyuridae.
AUGUUCAACAAUGCCAACAUCUUGCCUGGUUCCGAAACUAUAAUAAUAUUCGGCAAUGUUCAUUUUUUAGUUUCUUUUACUCCAAGGCAGCUUGUAUCGCGCAUUCUUCUCUACAGCCGGAAAAAAUUGUGUCCCCGCUGUUGUUCUUCCGUACACCGUGAUGACGAAAUGACUGUAACUGACAGUGACAGUAAUGGCGGUAAAGAUGCCGCCGGUAGAGGAUUCAGCUGGGAGGGAGGAGACGAGAGGGGAGGGGAGAGAAGGGGAUGGGAUGGGCCCGGGACAAUGGGGGAAGAGAGUGCCGGUGCAGAAGGCGCAAACAGUGGUUUAGAUGCAAACGACAAUGAGCUGUGUUGGUCAUAUAUUGAAUACAUAGCUCAGCCUACCUUUUCACCUCGUCAACCGCUAAUAUUUGCUCAGUUUUCAGUUAGUCCAAAUCUUGAUGCAGGUUAA